This is a messenger RNA of Cajanus cajan (pigeon pea), 1053 nucleotides long. Its product is annotated as Rab5-interacting family protein. Gene Ontology annotation, biological process: mitochondrial respirasome assembly. NCBI's taxonomy places the organism in Eukaryota, Viridiplantae, Streptophyta, Magnoliopsida, Fabales, Fabaceae. The record is from RefSeq and is a predicted model, not a curated record.
UUUGUGUCAGAAUUAGUUUGGAUUUUACAACGCAGCAGCGAGUGAUCUCAUAUGUACAGAGAGAGAUACCAAACAUCAUGAGAUGCCACACCCAACAAUCAAAUCCUGCAAUUUUUAAUUUUCACUCAGAUUCCCUUUUUCACUUUUAAUCCAAAACCCUAAUUUCCUUCCCUUUCCUCCAGCGUCGCCGUUUCUCAACAAUUGCUGACCUAAUCAUCAUUCAUCCACCAAUAACGAUUCAAAAAUCCUAACUUUGUGCGAACUAGUUCACUCCCCAUUACUCACUCGACACUCGCUUCGUUUUGAUUCUUAUUUUUUUCUUCAUCUUCCACUAUGAAAGAGGGUAAAUCCGUUAAACUGAAUCAUCAACAGCAGCACCAGAACGGUCACCUCUCGCCUUCCAAAUUCGCCAAAUUGUUUGAUCCCGAAGCUUCCUGGGACAAGGAUCAAUUGGGAGACGUUUUGCAUUGGAUUAGACAAGGGCUCGGCCUUGCGUGUGGAUUCCUUUGGGGUACCAUACCUUUGGUUGGAGGCAUAUGGUUUAUCCUCUUUCUAGUGUUAUCCUCUGGGAUUAUAUAUAGUUAUUAUGCAGUAAUAUUAAAGGUUGAUGAAGAAGAGUUUGGUGGUCAUGGAGCCCUCCUUCAAGAGGGGCUAUUUGCUUCUAUAACUCUUUUCCUGCUUUCCUGGAUUCUAGUUUACAGUUUAGGACACUUCUGAUUGGUUGGGCAUUGAAGCUUCACACAGUUGAAAGAUUUACUUGAUUACGGUUGCCCGAAUUGCAGUUAUCUGCUUUACUUCUAUGUAAAAUGUUCUGAUUUUGCAAUGCAUGCAUGCAUGAACACUAGCUUCUGCAUUCCAUGGUUAUAGCUGUUUUAGUCAAGCAUUUCUAAUGACACCUCGUACUACAGCAAAUUGUGUGGAUUGCAGAACUGAUGACAAUCGAAAUUCUGUUUGUUGAACCGUGAAAUAAAGUUGCUUGCAGGCAAAUUCUGAGGGACCAUUAAUCCUUGAUGUUUAUGCCAUAAAUACAAUUCCCGAGUGGGUUCCCAUUUU